AUGUUGAAGAAACUCUACGCGUGGUUCACACAGAAGAGCCAGAGAGAUUUGCUGCUUGAGGCCAUUGAUAAUGCAAAGUUGUUUGAGGAAUGGGAGGCUGCUGCGUACAAGCUUGAUGAGGUCCUCGACUAUGACCUGUGGCGACAGGUCGCAAAGAGCAAACACUACGACCAUCGCCUCAUCAACCAACGUCUCUCUGCUCUCUACGAAGCCCAAGAAGACGACGAUAUUCUUGGUGUCAUCAACCUCCUUCGCAGCGGCCUCGUGCGAAACCUCGGAAACAUAACCGCCUCGCGACUCUACAACCGUGCCUACGCUGGGACGAAACUCUUGAUCGAAGACUAUGUCACGCAGGUUGCUUACGCAAUCGAAAACCUUACACAAUAUCCUACAUCGAGAAACUCGGACACCGGGUUGACGAACCAGGCCAAGCUGGAUGUUCUCCACGAUACGAGACAGGCCUUUGGAAGAUCGGUUCUGGUGCUUCAAGGCGGACAAGUCUUUGGCCUGUGCCAUCUGGGUGUUGUCAAGGCAUUGCAUCUGCGCGGUUUACUUCCCCGAAUCAUUGCUGGAACUGCUACUGGGGCCCUCAUAGCGGCAUUGGUGGGUGUGCAUACUGAAGAUGAAUUGCUCGAGUUCCUGACGGGGAGGAACAUUGAUUUGACAGCCUUCUCAAACCGACCAUAUAGGAAUGGCGCUCAGGUUACCACACGGCUCCAGACUAUGAUACGCCGUGUUAAGAGAUGGUGGAAUCAAGGCCAUUUUCUCGACGUCGGCGUACUCGAACAACUCUUGAGGGCCAAUGUCGGCGACCUGACAUUUGAGGAAGCAUACGCAAAGACAAAGAGGGUGUUGAACAUCACAGUCACGACUAGUAGUGGUGGCAGUGUGCCAAACCUGCUCAACUAUCUGACUGCUCCCAACGUUCUCAUCUGGUCCGCAGCACUUGCCUCCAAUGCGACGGCCUCGUCAGCACUCUACCAUUCGGUCACGAUGAUGUGCAAAGACGAAGAAGGCAACAUUGUUCCUUGGACUCCAGCAUCGAACACCACGUUCCGUCCCUACACGCAUGCGUCCUACCGCGACCGCGAAUCGCCUUUGCAUCGUAUCGGCGAGCUCUUCAACGUGAAUCACUUCAUCGUCUCUCAGGCACGGCCUUAUCUUGCCCCUUUUUUGCGUUCUGACCUGCACCAUCCCAACCCAAAACAGGACGGCAGAUUGCGACUUAGUAUGCCGAUUCUUCGUCUUGUAGUCCUGGAAGUACAGCACAGGUUGCAACAGCUGGAUGAGCUUGGCUUGCUUCCCCUGUCAAUCCGACGAUUUCUGCUCGAUGAAAACAUUCCUGGCCCCAGUCUCACACUGGUACCUGAAUUCACUCCAAGCGAUUUCUUCAAGUUGCUGGAGAACCCGACAAGGGAAGCGAUGGAUUACUGGAUAUUAAAGGGCGAGAGAAGUGUGUGGCCAGCAGUCACAGCAUUAAAGAUUAGGUGUGCUAUUGAAGUAGAACUUGAUCGAGGGUACCAGCUCGUCAGGCGCAGGAAGCCUUUUGACUUUGCGACUUCUGGAGGUAUAGCAGGAGGGGAUAGCGGUGGGCCGUUGAGGAAAAAUGGAAGCAGGGGUGAGGUGCAGUCCAUGUAUGGAUGGGACGGCGAUGCUAGGAGCGCUGAGCUGAGACAAAGGCCGACGAGGGCGGCCAGUUUUGCAGGUGGCAUUCCCUAA
Messenger RNA from Bipolaris oryzae ATCC 44560, 1719 nucleotides. RefSeq lists its product as uncharacterized. NCBI's taxonomy places the organism in Eukaryota, Fungi, Ascomycota, Dothideomycetes, Pleosporales, Pleosporaceae. The record is from RefSeq and is a predicted model, not a curated record. Bases 1 to 1719 code for a protein of 572 amino acids. The transcript has 3 exons. Gene Ontology annotation, biological process: lipid metabolic process. Gene Ontology annotation, molecular function: triacylglycerol lipase activity.